AAUAGAUAGUGUUUAAAUUUCCAUGUUUGCAUAAGUUCUAGCGGCUGGCCAGGCUGGUUACUUUUUUCCUCAACAAGCGUCGCCGCUGUCUAAGAUAGAUCCAUCCUACUUCGUCCCACCAACCCGGUUAAUUAAUAUACGAACUUCGUCAUAAAUCCUACCUUUCGACUGUUUCUCUCUCUCUCCUUUCCCCUGACGUUCGUUUCUGCUAUUUAUGGCUUCUUGAAAAAAAAAGACAAUUACUCUACUCUAGAUUUUGUUUGAUCCCGUUGAUUUUGAGCACCUGCAAAGCUACGUCACCAUCGUGCAUCUGUACCGAAGGGUUGGAAUCGUUUUACCCUCUUGAUCUGCAAUCCCCCCCUAGCAUCAUCCCAACUAUUUUUCCAAACGAAAAGCAAACCAUAUACUCUGAUCCACCGCUAACUUGUUUCCGAACGAACGCUGAUCGACACCGUUGGAAUCUACUUCGAAUCGCGUUAUUGGGAACUUAAUCGAAAUAAGUUUGGCUUCGUAAAACUUUACCUCGGUUCAUUCUUCUAAUUGGUUCUUCUCCCCCCUAUCCACGGUCCCAGGGCCGAAUUACAACUCCCGUAAUUGUGGAUUUGACGAGACCGACGUCUUAAAGAUGCAGUACGUUCGAAAUAUCAGCGAUUCGGUCUCUACCGCUUGGAACUCGAUCAACCCGGCUACGUUGAGUGGUGCAAUUGAUGUCAUCGUAGUACAGCACGAAGAUGGUACUCUGUGUUGUUCUCCCUUUCACGUCCGCUUCGGUAAAUUCUCACUGCUACGACCCUAUGAAAAAAAGGUCGAGUUUAGGGUCAAUGGUGUGAAGCAGAACUAUGCUAUGAAGCUAGGGGAAGGGGGUGAGGCUUUCUUCGUUUUCGAAACAAACGAUAACAUCCCCCAAAGUCUCCAAACCUCGCCCCUUAGCUCUCCCGCUUCGAGUCCGCCGCUUGGACCUGACAGGUCAUAUUCAUCCAACGAACUGCAGGAGCCCGACUUUUUGCAGUUAGACAGCGAUUCUAGGACUGCGCCGUCUACGACCUCAUCGCAACCCAAACCUAUAAUUAUUUCUCGCCCAGGAGUGGGUGAACCCCAUGCGUCUUCCCCUGAGUUAGGCGGUGGCCGACCAGUUUCAACAGGAUGGCUAAAUCCCCCUAAUCAUCCGUCCUAUAGCGAAGAAUUACUACUAGCCCCUGCACAAGCGACCCACGAGAACGAUGAUUCGAAUAAUGACCUACACGAAGCUGAUAGUGCAAUUUCCCAAAGAUCACGAAGCCCGCCUCCUUUGGCUCCUCGAGAUGCCAUUCGACGAGCUAUGACUCUAUCAAAAGAGCUGUCCGCAGUCAAUAUUCCCAGCCGAGUCACCGAAACGGGCGAUCUCAUGUUAGACAUGACGGGGUAUAAGUCCAGUGAGGAAGAUGCAAUUAAAGCUGAAAUUUUGGCUCGUAAGAUAUUGUCGGAAGAACUUCAGGGCGACUACGAUAUUGGCGCACUGUUUGGAAUGGACGAGGAAGGAAACCUCUGGAUAUAUAGCAGCGAGGAUGCCAAAGAAGCUGCGAUGAAGAAAACAGUGGCAUCUCUCCGACCGUCGGCUACGCUUGCUAUUGACGCUGCUUCCGAUCCCGGAUAUCAAAGCGACGAGUCUACUACAUCGACAAGAGGACCGUCCCACAGGAGAACCGAGUCGGAUGUUGGCCAGAGUUACAUUCAGACACCUCCAACCACCCCCGGUUCAUCGUCGGCAGGAAACCCGAAUAGAAACUACGCGAAAACCCUACGGUUGACUAGCGAUCAGCUGAAGGCGCUGAAUUUAAAACCCGGAGAAAACACGAUGAGCUUCACUGUAAAUCGAGCCACUUGUCAGGCGUACAUGUUUCUCUGGAAGCAUGAAACGCCCGUUGUCAUUUCUGAUAUCGAUGGUACUAUAACCAAGUCUGAUGCUCUAGGCCACGUGUUAAAUAUGAUCGGGCGAGACUGGACACAUGCGGGAGUCGCGAAACUCUACAGCGAUAUUGUUGAAAAUGGCUACAAUAUCAUGUACCUCACAAGUCGUUCGGUCGGACAAGCCGAUACAACGAGAGCAUAUCUCUACGGUAUUGUUCAAGAUGGGUACCGCUUGCCUAAAGGCCCAACAAUUCUAUCGCCCGAUAGGACGAUGGCGGCUCUAAGGCGAGAGAUAUACCUGCGUAAACCACACGUAUUCAAGAUGGCGACCCUACGGGAUAUUAGGAGCUUAUAUGGCCCCGACAAUCAUUGUUUCUAUGCUGGCUUCGGGAACCGUCUUACGGAUCAAAUUUCGUACAGGACUGUAGACGUGCCAAGGAAUCGCAUUUUCACAAUCAACUCCAAUGCUGAAGUUUCGCUAGAUCUGCUAAGUCUUAAUAAGUUAAAGCUUAGCUACGUGAACAUGACAGAAGUCGUCAAUCACUACUUUCCUCCUGUUAGUACUCUGGUUAAGGGUGGCGGUGUCGAGUACACCGAUUUCACGUAUUGGCGAGAUACUCCGUUAGAAUUGGAUGAGUUCUCGGCUAGCGAGUCUGAGGAGCGCGGAGAUGGCGAGAGUUCCGCAGACGAGGAGGAAGACGAAGAUGUCGGAAACAUGGGCGACAGCUAUCUCUCGCGAGGAGACGAUUACGAAGAGGAUGAAGAUGCCGAUGCUGAAGGGAGCAUAUUUAGCGGCGAAUACGAAGUCGACGAAAACGCGAUAGGCUCCCUAGAGUAUGGAUCUGACGAUGCUGACGACGAGGAAGGCUAUCUGGAAGACGAGGAAGUUGAGGACGGGGAAGCGGAAGAUGAAGAAGCGAAAGACAAACAAGUUGACGAACAGGAUGUCGGCCUAAUUCCUCCCGAUUCUGGCUUUAAGAGCGAACCUGCUCUUCCGACGCGAGACGUCGACGCCGAACUAAUCACCGGAAUGAAAAACGUUGCUGUCGACGACGAGAUGAAAAAGUAGCGUGUCUUUGAAAUGAUACCGGAAAGUUAUCAAAUAUCACAAACAACUCAAACCGGCAAUGCAUGGUCUAGCAGGUACCUACCUAAUGAAGGCCGUCUUCAACUCGCGAACCUGCCCUUACGCAUCAACCAACCGCAUCCGCAUUUUCAUCAUAAGUCGGCAUAGAAGAGAAGAGAAGAGAAGAGGAGGGUUGAGCCUCAAGCAUAUUUAAGAGCAUAUAAAUCACAUCGUGUCGCGUUUAUCAUUGCAAGGGGCAGAUUGGUUUAUAUUUUUGUUCCCGCCAGCUACUCGGGAUGAGUACUUGGUGUCUUUUGGAUUGCAUAGCGUUGGCGUUUUUUUUUUUCUCUUUUUCUAAUAGAAGGACAAGAGGAUGGAUGAUAUACAUCUGUCAUAGACUACCUAAAUGUACCUAAUGUACAACA
Daldinia caldariorum is the source of this 3378-nucleotide messenger RNA. Its product is annotated as LNS2-domain-containing protein. The record is from RefSeq and is a predicted model, not a curated record. The transcript has 2 exons. Gene Ontology annotation, cellular component: nucleus. Lineage: Eukaryota; Fungi; Ascomycota; Sordariomycetes; Xylariales; Hypoxylaceae. Gene Ontology annotation, biological process: triglyceride biosynthetic process; fatty acid catabolic process. Bases 626 to 2956 code for a protein of 776 amino acids. Gene Ontology annotation, molecular function: phosphatidate phosphatase activity.